Selaginella moellendorffii is the source of this 1407-nucleotide messenger RNA. Its product is annotated as transcription factor ORG3-like. Gene Ontology annotation, molecular function: DNA-binding transcription factor activity; protein dimerization activity. The transcript is spliced from 3 exons. Lineage: Eukaryota; Viridiplantae; Streptophyta; Lycopodiopsida; Selaginellales; Selaginellaceae. The coding region runs from base 342 to 1376 and encodes 344 amino acids. The record is from RefSeq and is a predicted model, not a curated record. Gene Ontology annotation, biological process: regulation of DNA-templated transcription; endosperm development.
AGAGCUGAGCUGAGCUGCCAAUUGUAAAGGUCGGUCCUGAUAUUGCGCAUGGUGACGUUGUUGUCACACAGAGCCUUCCACAGCUCUCUGCAUUCAAGGCAUCUGUUGAGACGUCGUCCAUACCAUGGCAUCGCGCUUGUGUUGCACGCGCUGAACGCAUUCAAGCUCGAGUUUGCUUUCUACCUGGAAACUUUGCAGCCAUCCAACCGGCACCUCAUACAACGCCUCAGAUGGUUUUUGUGUUGUCAAAUUGCAUACACUUUUGUCUCCUUCAUGGCGCGAAUGUAAUGCUCUCGGGGCUUUAAGAGACCUCUAGCAAGUUCGACGGUUCCAGUUGAGCAAUGGCUUCUCGGUGCUUUCAUCCUUCUGUGUAUCUUGAUGGUUGUUCUGAAUUCUCUGCCCCUGGUCCCUGCGAGUAUACAGCACCGAAGCUCCAGAUAGAAUUAGAACAGGAAGAGCGCAUACCCCUCUCAUCUUUGAUUGUCGCAGCUGGAAUCGAAAAACGUGAAUUGGCGAUGGAUAACACCUUCUUCCAAACUGAGAGUUGGCAACCGGCGCAAUUCGCAUUUGGUUCUUCCAAUCCUCUGAGCGUGAACUUGGAUAGCCUCGACGCUAGAAAUCAAGGUAGCUCGUCAGUUUUCCAAGCGAUGACAAUAGGAAAAGAAGCAGACCUUCGCAUUCCCGGGUACAACACCUUGAAAGGCCAGCAGCAGCUUACGACGCGACCUUCAAUCUCUUCGUGUCGAAGUCAAGUGCUGGAGAAAGCUCUGGGUGUUCAGCAAAAGUGGCCAGGCAAGAGGCCUCUGGCUCAAAGAGAGAGUCACAUCUGGUCCGAGAGAGAGCGUCGCAAAGGGAUGAACCGCCUGUUCUGUAUACUGAGGUCCUUACUGCCAGAACCAAGCUCGAAGACGGACAAGUCGACCGUCGUAGGAGAGAUCAUCAAGUAUAUCAGCUUUCUCCGGCUAAGUAUCGAGGAGCUCACCAAGAAGAAGUCCGACAUUCUCCAACGAGCAGCAAGAGUUUCUCAGUCCAGCUCUGGUGACUCGGGUGCAAUCAUCGUAAACCAGCGAUCGCAGGAAACGGUCCCUUCUUUUCAAAGCGUUGUCUUUGUCUCAACACCUCUAGUAGCUCUUCACGUGUGCCGCGAUAAUGUCUUCCUGAACAUGACUUGCAGCAGACGAGCUUCGUUGUUCGUGAACAUUCUGUGGGCCAUGAGACAGCACCAGCUUAUACUUCUCAAUGCCACUGUCUCCGCCCACGGUAGCCAGAUUAUCUAUUGUAUCCACAGCAAGGCCAAGGAUAUCAAUCAUUUCGCCCGAGAAUCGCUGCACUCUGCUCUCUUGACAAUCGCACAGCCGCUACCAAACGUGUACUAAAAAGCGUUGAAUGGUGUGUGUAAUGUAUCAU